AUGUCAUUUUCUCAACUUGGAGGGAUCGUUAGUUCCAACAUCUAUAUCGCAGGACAAGCUCCUACAUAUCCAGGUGGAUUCGGGACGUCUCUUGGUAUGCUUGUUGUUUGUGGCAUCAUCUGGCCUUUGGUUUACAGGUUCAAUCUCAAGGGAAUUUACAGGAAACGGGCUGCCAUUCCGCUAGAGGAGAUUCAGGCAAAGUAUACUGAGCAACAACUAUCAGAGUUGGGUGACUGCAGUCCGCUAUUUAGGUAUUCCACUUAA
Fusarium oxysporum Fo47 is the source of this 264-nucleotide messenger RNA. RefSeq lists its product as uncharacterized. Lineage: Eukaryota; Fungi; Ascomycota; Sordariomycetes; Hypocreales; Nectriaceae. The coding region runs from base 1 to 264 and encodes 87 amino acids. The record is from RefSeq and is a predicted model, not a curated record. The transcript is spliced from 2 exons.